This is a messenger RNA of Nezara viridula (southern green stink bug), 2448 nucleotides long. Lineage: Eukaryota; Metazoa; Arthropoda; Insecta; Hemiptera; Pentatomidae. The record is from the annotation of a GenBank genome assembly.
AACCUUAAAUUCUGUGUUCACUAAAAUGAUUCCAAUCUUCAAUCAGCAGUUACACACCAUGUACAAACAUUAAUGAAACAGAAGUCAGUGUAUAUAAAACUUUAAUUCAUAAAAAUUUGUUAGCGAGCUCUCUUGAUUGCUUCCGAGGAGUGUGAUUAAGCACGUAUCCUAUAAAUUUAUGUUUCAUAAAGUGCAUCUCUCCAGUUUUGCAUGAUGUUAUUCUUAUUACUUUCUCAUUGUCUGUGAUGUUAUAUCUUCGAUAGUCCAUCUCCUUGCUUAAAGUCCGUACUAAUUCUAAUGGAUUCAGAUACUUCUCUUUGUAUGAUAACUCUACAUUUAGAAUCAUUUGUACACGCCUUUAUCAAUCUUUCUUGCAAAAACCCGGUUGUGCAGGAUAUUAGACAAUGUCUGAUAGGCAAUUUCAAGGAUCGUUACGUAAAAAUACAAAUAUAUAUAAAUAUACAAUAUAAUGUAUACAAAUGUAUUUAAAUAUUGAAUCAGAAUCAAACACAAGUGUAACUCUUAAACUAUAUCAAUUAGUUAUGUAAAAAAAAUAAAUCAGUACUGGAUACGGAGUUUUUUCCACUUUGCAAUCUGCUAUUUAACCAAUGCCAAAGUACCCCAUUUCGGGCACUAGUCAAAAGGGAUACGUAGAAACCAUAUGACAAGUAAUUAAUCUAACCUUUAGAACCUUUUCUGGUUUUCAAUGUUGCCAAAAAUUUCGUAAUUUAACUUUUUAAAAUUUGUCUAAAUUACGAUUUAAAGUCAAAAUAACUAUGGUUUUCACCAAAAACAAGCUAACAUUCCUAAUAACGAAAAAUCACUUGCAUCGCAUCACUGUAAUAAAGCAUCCAUUAGGGUUGAAAUGAUUAUUUCGAAAGUAAUUCGUGAUGUUGAAAGUUACCAUAUGGCAAUUAAGUUUUAUUUGGUUAUACACCUUCAAUUAUUACUAUUUCUUUAAAGUUAUCUGAUGGAAUAUUUGUGUUUUAUGCUAUACGUAAUUUUAUAAUGGAACCAAUAUCUAUCAUUCUGUUAGACGAAUCUGAAGACAUAUUUGUACCCACUGGUGAUCACAGCAUCGAAGAAGUACUUGUGUCGAUAUGUGAGAAACAUGGUUUGAAUCCUUCUAGAUACGUCUUAAGCUACGAUAAUUAUUUCCUUCCUAAAGAAUACACUCUGAAAACGUUGAAUCUCCAGAAAGACCAGCGCCUGAAAUUGGUCGAGGAUUUCAGACCGACUCCUGAUCAGUGUGUAACAAUUACUUUAAAAGUGAAGGAUUCUCACGUAUCAGCGAAAUUCCGUCCAAAUGUUACCCUAUGGAAAGUAGUUGAGAACUUGAUAGCCGCUGUGACCCUAAAAAUACCCUGCUCCACUCCUAUUUUAAUACGCCAAGGAGUCGAAUAUAUCGGACGAGAAGAUAUGAUGAGGGUAACCCCCAGGUCCCUUGGUUUCACUUCUGGUUUCCUAUACUUCAGGUUUUUAGUUAUAGAAAAUUCUACUCUUUCAAAAAGAACCGGAGGUUUGUUGGGCUCUAUGGAGUCAUUGCAGCUUGAAUUGAAUAAAGACUUAGAUGAUGGAGCCUUUAUUCACAAGGUGUCAACUCACACCUCAUAUGUCAAGGGACAACAGCCGGUUAUUAAAUUUUAUCCUGGAAUCGCAAGAAGAAAUUCAUCUGUGUUUGGAGAAAUUCAUUAUCUUGGCGACCGAAAUGCAGUGGCUUGCAGGCUUCCCUACAAAAAACUGUCAGCUAGGCAAAAAACACGCCGAGAUCAAUUCUACAGCAUGCAUAUAAAAGAUGUCCAAACUAUGUUCAAACUGAUUAUAGAAAAAAGGAAAGAAUUACGAGAAAGAUUGUUAUGGACGGAAGACCCAAAUCAGAAAAAGUCACCAACAGAAAAUAUAUUUACUGUAAUUCGAAUUCACUUUCCGGACAAAACUAUUCUACAAGGCUUUUUUAAGAAAGACGAUCCGGUUAAUGAAGUUGCAGAGUUUGUAAAAUUAUAUAGGAGAGUUCCAAGGAAAUUUCAAUUAAUUAUAGGGCCGCCGAAAACGAUAUUGCAUUCCGAGAAAACCCUGGCCGAGUACGGCCUGGCACCGACGGGCAAGAUGUUCUACAAAGUGGUCGAGGAGGAACAGCCGCAGAACAUGGCAUACCUCAAGGAGAACGUCUUGCGAAAGCUGACCACUCACGAAGCUGCCUGCUAUGCUGCUGCUCUAUGCCAUCACCUACCUGCGGAGCUAUUCAUAAAAAAAGAGCCAAAAGUAAAGAGAAAAUAUCCCGAUGAAAGAGUAGGAUUAAGUGUCAGUAAGAAAAUAGAAUCAUUAACGGAUACGAGACCUUUCGUGCUGAGGCCAUACGCAUCAAGGACAUCAUAUUUCAGAACCUAGAUUUCCACAAUGUCUUAACAGCAACACUUGAACAAAAUAUAAAUUAUUGGUCAAAAUUAA